Messenger RNA from Nasonia vitripennis (jewel wasp), 7904 nucleotides. RefSeq names its product G patch domain-containing protein 4. Gene Ontology annotation, cellular component: nucleolus. Gene Ontology annotation, biological process: regulation of ribosome biogenesis. NCBI's taxonomy places the organism in Eukaryota, Metazoa, Arthropoda, Insecta, Hymenoptera, Pteromalidae. The transcript has 2 exons. Bases 142 to 1482 code for a protein of 446 amino acids. Gene Ontology annotation, molecular function: nucleic acid binding. The record is from RefSeq and is a predicted model, not a curated record.
UUUAGUAAAUUCGUGGUCAUGUGUAUACAAUGCGUAUAGUAUAUAGUAUAUACUAACUUUUAUAAUAAAGAAGAAUAAAUAAGAAUGAUGUUUAUUUCUUAAUGACGAAUUCAUUGAAUCUGCUCAAGAAGAAGCCAAGAUAUGUCUGAUUUUGCAAAAGCUCAGCUUUUGAAAUAUGGAUGGACUGAAGGUAAAGGACUUGGGAAAAAUGAAAAUGGUAUUGCUGAAGCUUUAAGACCAAAAUUAAAGUUUGAUACAAGUGGGGUUGGACACAAAGAUUUAGAAUUUGAAUGGUGGGAAUCUGUUUACGAUAAAGCUUUGAAAAACAUUGUGUUGGAUAAGGAAUCUGACAAGGUUUCUAUAAAAGUAGCUAAGGAAAAUGCAUUUAAUAUAUCAUCCACCAAAUACGGUUUAGACGUCUCCAAGAAAAAGCAUUCCCUUCAUUAUGGAAAAUUCUUAAAAACCUCCACAUUACAGGAUGGAAACCUGAUUAAAGACAGCUCGUGUCAACCAACUGAAGAGGAACCCACAGAUAUUCAAAGUGUUACUAAAAUGUCAGACGAAGAACUUUUUAAGGCUUGUGGUGGUAGAACAGCUCAUAAAGGGGCUAGACAUGGUUUAACAUUAAAUGGUAAGCUUGCUCGAAUAGCUGAACAAGAAAAACAAUUUAUUGCUGCUGGAUAUUUAAAGUCUAAAGUUGAAAGUUCAGACAAAAAUGAAACUAAAUUAAAGAGAAAAAAGAAAAAAAAGAGAGAUAUCGAAAUGGAGCAUUGUAUAUUUGAAGUCAAAAAUGAAAUUAUUGUAGAAGCAAAUGAUGAUUGUGUGGUACUUUCAACAACAAAGUCUGACAAUGAUUAUAAACCAUCUAAAAAAACCUGUAAAAAAGUUAAAAGAAAAAUACACAAUUUAAGUCAACAAUUAACAAAGUCUUGCAUGAUUGAAGAUGAUGCGACGAAAAGUGAGCAAGAGACAAUGGAAGAAAAAGAACCAAGAAAAAAAUGUAAGAGUAAGAAAAAAAAGUCUAAAAGAAAACGGGACCAAGAAAUUGCAGGCAAUGUUAUUAAUGAUAUUCAAUUAAACAAUGAUACACCAAUGGAGCCAUCAACUAAAAAAUUUAAAAAACAUAGAAGUUUAUUAGAAUUGACGACUUCUAUUGUGGUUGAUAAUAAUCCAUCUUUAAACUGUGUUCCAAAUGGUGAUCAAACAGAGCCUGUGAAAAUGCAUAGUAAAUGCAAAAAAGAAAAAGGACAUCAUAGAUCAAAGGAUCAUAAAUUUUCUUACUGCACAAAAACAGAAGCCCUAAGAUUGAAUCACAAAAUUAAACUGAAAAAAAGUAAAACCUUGAAAAGAAAAGAGAAGAAAACAUAUGGUAAACUUGUAGAAAGUCUUCUAGCUGUUAGUUUGGAUGCAGAUCCUUCAGAAGAAACAGUAACAAAUAAUGCCAAGUCUUCUGAAAAAACUAAACCAAGAAACAUAAAAUAAAGUAAAAUAUAUCAUGUAAUUUCUAGGAAAAUUGAAUGUUUGUAGUUCCUACUUACUUUUGCAAUGUACAUUUUCAUAAUCAACAAUUGUGGUUACUUGAUAUACUUUUAUCAAUUACUACUAUUUAAAUGAAAUUUCAAUUUUUAUUUUUCAAUAAUGUAUAAAAGCUGUAAAUAUUCUAUGUUCAAAAUUAAUUAUCUAUCAAUACAACAAAAUAUAUGUAUUUAAUGUAAAAUAAUAUUUAUCUUUAUAUUCAAUUUUUCUAAAUUCAUUAAAAUAAAAACUGUUUAUUAGAGUAUACUUAAUAAAUAUUUUAUGAAUUCUUUUAUUUUACUCAUGUGUGUCAUAUAGCAGUGACUCAAAGUUAUUUUAUGAAAUGAUCUCAAUUAAUUAAUUUUUCCAGUUAUCAACUAUUCUAUUUAAUGGAAGUAAAAGAAAUAGGAAUGAAUGAAAAGAAAAAAAGCACUUUGAUGGUACUUUCUGUAUUUUUUAACCCUUUCACUCUGUUACAGAGUACAUUUGAGUUUUGUAAAAAAUUAUUCAGAGAUUCAUUAAGCAUCCAUGAAAGUUUUUCUACUAUACGGUUUUUAUCAGUAACAAAAAAGUAGCUUCUUACUUAUUAUAAAGAAAAUUUUUAUUUGAUUUUUAUUAAGAAAUACAAAAAAAUGUUGAUUCAUGAGCUUAUAAUUAUAAUUGCAUGUAGCAGUAAAAGGGUUAGUUUCUUGUGUGCAAAAUAAUGAAACAUUACAAUAUAAUAAAUUUAACUUAACUUUAAUGUAAAUUUAAAUACAAAAUUAAUAAUCAGUAUAGAGAACGAUGGCGUCCCGCGUGAAAAUAUUAUAUGAGAUCUUACAUGAGAUCGCAUCUCAUAUAGAUAUCAUGUAGAUCUCAGUACGAAUUUCAGUCAUAUGAGAUCUCAUAUAAUAUUUUUACGCGGGGUUCAAAAGAAUAAUAAUUGUGUUUUGUCACAUAAUUAUACAUUGUGUGCAAUUUUUCACGUGUAUGCAUUAGGUACAUACAUUUAGUUAUACUAAUCAUCCAAUAAACAGUAAAUAUACGUCAUAUUACAUCAAUGUAUAUCUAUUAAAAUUAUCAGUGUCAAAUCUGUUUUUUUUUUAUCUACAAGUAUAUGAUACGAAAUAUAAUAUACGAAUAAAAAAAUGUCUUCAUCUAUAUACAAAUUUUAAUUUCCCAAGUAUACUUAUUAUAUUUAAUAACAUUCAUCAAAACUUUAUUUUCUUCAUUAGAUGUAGUUUUUUUGAAUUAAAAAAAAUUUGGUUUGUUGUAUACUUAUAUAUUUGUACUAAAAUAUGCUAAAAUUUACAGUACAUUUCUUAAUAGGUGCGUAUAAUUAAGCUAGGAUAUAGUUUUUAUAAAUAUUGUUUAUUCAAUUCGAUAUAUUAAUUUUAAUUAUUAAAAAUGAUUGAAAAAUUAAAAUUUGUAUACAGAUAUCGGUGUACUUUUAUAACAUACAGUAGUGCUUAUAGCUUAUUCGUGAUAGCACCCUACUUUUUCGAUCUAGUUAUCCUAAUUAUUUUAUCAUUCUCAUUUAUAUACUUGAAAUGAGAAAAGAACUCUUAUACAUUAUACACGUAAUGGACGUGUAGGUUAAAGUACAGUUUCUAAGGCCCCCUAUGAUGCAUAAAACUAUCUAUUAUUAUAUUUUUAAUCUAUUAUAUGUAUGUACACAGAAGACAAAAAAUAUUAAUAAAUGAUCUUCCAUUAAAAAAUCCGGACGUUAUUUUGAUUAUUUCUACGCAAAUAAAUAUGUUAACUUUCAUUGUACGAAAAGUAAUGAAUUAUAAUUUGCUAAAAGGUUUAUUAUUUCGAGGGCUUUCGGAAGCGUGUGUGUGUGUGCGUGUAUAUAUAUAUAUAUAUAUAUAUAUGACGCACACAUAGGUAGAAUCUGUAUAAUAUAUCGUAAACGAAAAAAAUCGGAGUAACUUUACACAACGCUGAAAAAAUUACGUGUAGUCAUAUUAUUUAAUGAGUGCCCUUUGUCCUCGGAAGCGCGCUUAAGGGUCCUCGGGAGCAUGGAUAUAUAGAUAGAAUUUUUAUAUUAUAUCAAGGAAAAUAGGGGCUCCUUGUAUCCCAACUUGUGAAUCAAUUGCUGCAGCAAUGGCGCUGAAAACGAUAUAUCUUAUUGUAUGACACACCCAUUCUGCGGGGAAGCGAGUUUAUAAGCCUUCGUGAGCCCAGUGAAUCAAAAAUAAACAUUUAAAUUUUCCUAAAAUAUGCCUAGCACAGUAGCUCCAAAAUAAUUAUUUAUAAGCUCGCCCUUUUCCAAAGCUUAUAAACAACCCAUUCUUUUGCUUUUUAAUACUUAUAAUUCCAAAAAGUCGGAAAACUAAAUAGUUAUAUUUUAUAAUUUAUAGAACCAAAAGGGUGCAUCCAAUAAUGCUAUGUAUAAGUAAUAUUUUUACAGCCCCUUAAUAUAAUCGGCGCACCAACUGAUGCAAAAGUUGGGAUUGCAAGGUACGCUAACUUCUUUCGUUCACUGUAUAUAUACUAUAUACUUAUUUAUAUACAUUUAUACAUGCUCCCGAGAGCCCUAAAUAGUAUGUUGUUUACUCAGAACGAGAAGUUAACUCGUUUUGGCGAAGUGUGGAGUUUGCAGUACCUAUUAUUAUUACGAGUCAGAGACAAAUACAACAAUGCUAUAGUUAAAAAGAAACCCUUUCCACGCAUGUAUCAUUUAUUUCUGAAUGCGUGCGGUCAUUUUUGCAUUUUGCACGCCUAUGAAGCGCUGUUAAAUUAACGAUUUUAACGUAUAUACAGUAUAAGCGCAUUACCAUAUAAGGCUUUCAAAAUUGCAUAUUUAACAUUUUCCCGUUUAAACAAAUCUAAUUAAUAAAAAAUGACACGUGGAAAACAAUUAUUGCAGGCACAAAAAAUGCAGUGUGUACCAAGGGCUAAGAGGACUUUUUGGCUUGAUAUGCGGUUGUAAUAUAUGUAUCUUUGCCUUAAACGCGCCCAUUUUCGGCUUCGACGGUUAGGUACGGCAAGCUCGACACUUGGUCUAAAAUAUCUUACUCUACGCCCUUGGCUCACAAUGCAGUAUUUUAUAACGAAAGCAUGAAUAUAAUAUAACACUUAUAAUACUAAACUAGCUUGUCCAUUUUUCGUGUACAGCACUUCACGCAAAUAUAAAAAUUGAAUGAUUUUUGUUUUAAAUUAAGAUUACUAUAAAACAUUGUAAUAAAAUCGUACUUCAAAGUGAAUCAUUAUUAUUGAAAAAUAUUCAUGCAAAUAUGAAAUUUUUGUAAAAAUAUAUAAUGCAAAACUUAUAAAAGGAUUUUGUGAUGCACAUUCAAAGUGUAUUCCCAUUGUAUCUAUCUAUCGCUAUUUUUAUGUAAAGAUCCGUAGAAUAAUUACAAAACAUUAUCAAGGGUCCACCACACCAGUUAUAUAGAUAUACUACCAAUGUUAAUUUACGCGAUCACUUACUCCCAACUUCUGGAUAAACGAGGGCUUCUAUAACUCUCAAAAAAUUACAGGACAUAGUUGUCGGUACAAUCUGGACAGCAUUUAUCAACAGACUCUCAGGGGAAAAGGAUACUUAAGAUAUACUUUCCAGAUAUGUCAAAUAUUUUGGGUUAGAUCAGAUCGAUCGUUUAUUGUUUAUUUUGGCUGAGGUUAGGCGCUCGGAUGGAAAGCGUACUUUAAUAGUACAUUACGAUACUACUAUAGCAUAAGUCGUACUGAAGAUCGACUUAUUACGCGUGUAUCGCACGAUAUUUUCUAGCACUGACUAGCAUAAAUCCGCUGUCACCCCUAUAUCCGUGGCAUUAGCAGUCCUUUUUUGCACCGUGAGGUUAGCGAUAUGCACGGCGCAAUAAGGGACUACUUAUGCCACAGAUAGGCGUGACAUAAAUGCGGAUUUAUGCCACGCAGUUCUAUAAAGUAUCUUUUUCUCCAUGAUCCCGUUGACGGCUGCUAUCCAGUUCGCUUCCGCGCAAAGACGGUAUCAAAAACUAUAACCGGUAAUUUUUCAGACUUCUAUGUACAUACAGCCGUUUUUCUAAAAGUUGGGAGAAAAGAAGGAGCGCGUCAAUUUAACACGGUUAGUAUAUCUAUAUAACUGGUAUGGUGGCCCCCGCAAUAAUUAUGUAUGUACAGCUUCAAUGCACGAUUAUUGCCUAAGAGCACUUCUUACUUGUUAUUACAAUGGUAUAAUAAUGAAAAAAUUAUUAUGAUUUCUUUAAAUUGAUCGAUUCUUUUUCAUUAAUAAAAUUGACAUAGAAAGCCUUAUUUUGUAAAAAAAUACCAUAAAAUCAUGAAAGCAAAACAUGUGCUUUUUCAUUAAAUAGAAUGUCGCUUCUCUUCAUUUAAGGACGCUAAACAACGCUAUAUUUUAUGUUAUAAAAAUACCAGGACGUUUUGACAAAUAACUGAUAUUCGUACUAAAGUUUUUUGGUCUAAUAACAACACACGAUACACGCCAGAUAAUUGCUUACUAUAUACAAUAAUGAUUUUACAUAACAAUUUAUUUAUUGACUUUCAAUUGCAUGUUUUCCAACAGGUCUAGUUAAAUAACUUUUUUGAAUUUCAUUUGAAGAUUUAGAUAGACAUUUUUUUAAAGAAAAUAUCAUACAAAUAAUAGAAUACAAUAGCGUAUGUAUUUUAAAAUAAAAAAUAUGAUUUAAUCUUGUUAUAAUUUUACUUUCUGGCCAUGUUAGAUCAAUUAAAAUAAAGUAAAAAAUACUAAGGAAGAUAAAUGAUUUUUCUUCGUACUUAUUGGUGAGAGUUACAUGUCACAGGUAUAUCUCGUUAAUAUCAGGAAAAAUAUUUACAGAAAUAUGCACAGCAAACUUAUAAUAAAAAUAUAAAAUUUUUUUUUCAAUCUGGAAGCAUUAUCUUUUCACCACUAAUAUAUAAAUAAUUAAGACUAAAAAAUGCAUUAAAUGAUAUUAAAAUGUAUUUUCUUGAUUAAUUAUAUAUUUUUAAUAUUUUCUUUUAAACUGAAAUCCUACUAAUAAAUAAGCAUCUUAAUGUUGCAUUGCCCAUUCAAAAUCACAAAAUAUUUGAUUGGCAAAAACGUUAAAUGCUCAAAGGAAUAAGUAUCAAUACCUAUGACUGGAGGAGACCUAAUUGACGUUUUAUAUUUUUUGUAACGCGAUCAUUAGAUAAAAAAUAUCAUUUAAAGCACUUUUUAGGAUACAUAACAUCUAAAAUUCUAUUUUUGCCAUGGUUUUCUUUGGAAGUAAAUAAAGGCUAAUUCACAACCGCAACCAUAUCUACACAUUAUAUUGAUAAGCUUAUUUUAGUUCACCUCUGUACAUUCGUAUAUUCUUCGUUGCUUCCAUUUUAUCUCAGUAACUAUAUAUGAACUACAAAACCAUUACACUUUUCUAGGAAUGAGUUUCAGCAAAAUGUAUUAUUACUCUUCAGAAAGUUCAUAUAAUAUUAAAAACCGUAAAAUGUCAAUUUUGUAUACAAAUGAAGGUGAACAAGCUGCAAAAAUAUUUUAGUUUUUGAAUUUUUUCAAACUCACUUAAGGUAGUUCACCGGAAUAUUUAUUUUCUUAGGAUAUGGCUCAAACUUUGUUUACAUGUUAAACAAUUAAGUGUCCUCUACAACGUGGUAUUUUUUUACCCUCCAAGCGACAUUAUUUUUAGAGAUAUUGAAUCUUGAAAUUUUGUAUUUUAACAUGGGAAGCCUAUACCGGGUCCGAAUUUUGAGGACGUUUAGUUGAAUUGCGAUGCGAGUUUUCUUAGAAUAUUUUUUAAAAACUAGCUUAUGAUUUAAAAUAACAAUAUAAAUCAUGGAGAAAAAGUUGGACAGGGCAAGCGAGGCUUUUUUUUAAGAUACAACAAUUCAAAGUUUUCAUCCCUUGCUAUCAGUAUAUCUAUAUAGGUGCGCAGUGUUUCUCUCUCUUACAAGUUUUGAGAGUAUUUUAUACUCUAAACAAUUUAUAGCACUAUGCUAAUGUUUGAUACUAUAAAUUGUAAGGUUUUGAUAUUAGAUAACACUGUAUAAUAUCUUAAAAAAGGAAUUUUCUAAUAAAAACACUAAUUGAGCACCACUGCAGUCGGUGAACUACCUUAAUCAAAAUACAUAUAAAAUCUUGCAAAUAUUUAGAUAUUUAUAAACGUUUUAAUAUUCAAGUUGAGAAGUCAUGGUAAUAGGCUUUUCAUUAAUCUAAAUAAAAAAUAUUUAAAAUGUCAUCCUUCAUCAAUAUUAUUUUCUCUAAUCUGAAUGUCAAGAAAUUUCUUCAAAUAAACUAUUCUAAAAAUAUUAUGCUAUGUAUUUUAAUGUUUAAAUAACUUUGAGCACUAGGAGUUCAAAAAGGUCGUAAGAAUCAAUUUUUCUUUGCCUUUUAUGCUUAUAGGAGACUACUAUUUUAUGAAAAGUACUAUGAAAAGUAUUUGCAAGAAGUAUAUAAUAUUGUACUAUUUCUAGGACAGUGAAUAUGAUAAAAA